This is a messenger RNA of Eurytemora carolleeae, 1975 nucleotides long. RefSeq lists its product as uncharacterized. The record is from RefSeq and is a predicted model, not a curated record. Lineage: Eukaryota; Metazoa; Arthropoda; Copepoda; Calanoida; Temoridae. Bases 670 to 1659 code for a protein of 329 amino acids. The transcript has 16 exons.
UGCAUUAAUUCUUACUCCAAGAGUUGAGCAAAUAAAAUUUUUUUCUUAUUUUCAAGACCCUAAAAAUGUAUUUUUUUUAAUGAAACUUUAUUUUCGUUCUUUUCAAAAUUGAAUAAACGAUACAGCUGGUUAAUUUUGCAAUCAAAAGGGUCAAAUGUCCUAUAUUUGUUUGCAAAAAUUAACAAGGUCGCCGAACAAAGCAUUUUUGCAAAACGAAAACAUUGCAGAUUUUUUUUAAACAAUAUUUUUUUAAUUAAAAGAUAAUUUAGUAAGUGAAUCACUUUUUAGAUUGUCGAUUUAUACCAAUAACCUUUGAAAUUAUACAAACUCCUAAUUUAACAAUUGAAAUUUGAUCCAACUGCACCGUCAAACUUCAACUUAUCCUAAUCCAUAUUCAGUUACUCUUUCCUUGCAUGCUACCUAGCUCCUGUUAUUUAAACAUUAUAAACUUAAGUGAUAUCUAAUUUGCAUAAUUAUAAUUCUAUGGUGCAAUUAAUUAUCUGUGAUGUAAUUAUUCUGGUUCAGUGUCGUUUCAAAGAAUAAGGACAGGAUGUCUUUUAAACAGACUAAUUGGCGUAGAAAGUAAAUAGUGAAUUUUACCAAAAAAAAAGUGAUUAGAACCCGUGUGUGUACUCAUUAACCUAUGGGUUUCCGAGGAAUACAGAUCUUAUGUGUGACAAGCUUUUAAAAGAGAAAGAUGUUUUACUCAGGCUUGUUUCUGGAGAGAAUCAAUUUUUAAAAGAAGUUCUUGUUUGUUGUCAGGCCCCGUCCUUCUUUGAGGAAACCUUGAUUGUUUUAGCUGUUACACUUAUAGGAAUUUGUUGGGUAUCUCUUGUACUUCUUGUAUUUCUCACCUACUCUGAAGGGAAAACUGUCAAAAUGAGAGCAAGGCGAAGAUCCCGAAUUAUGAAUGAGGAAGAUGGAUUCUUUGAUUCGUUACCAACUAAUAUGAUGGAUGGUAUACCUAUGACAGAAGAGGUUGUUCGUGGAUUUGCAGAGAUCAAAAACCUGUAUGACUACCUUCCAAGCAUGUAUGCUGAAAGGGCAGCUGUAAAAAUAGCUGUAGAAUCAAGAGAACCUGAUUAUGAUGAUCUAAAAUUUGACAACGAGGCUGAAACUAUCUGGAGAUCAAUAAUGGAAUCCCCAAGGAUGGAGGAGGAACCAGAUCAACCGAUGGAAACAAUCCCUUUAGGUUAUGAAGUACCAUCCACAUCUUGGGGAAAUCCUUGGGACAAUAUCAAGAUAAAAAUCAGAAAACUGAGUGAAAUGAGAAAAAGUGAAAGCAACUCUGGCAGUCUCAAUAGUUCAUUCAACAGAAGAGAUAUUUCUACAGAGAAAAGGGAUUCAAAUUACAAUGACUUAUCGUAUGCAAACUCUUCUUUCGGAAGGACUUCUGAAACUAUUCAGCCGUUCUCUAAACCCAGUCAGAAGUGCAAGAAGUUGAGCCAGGCCUCUAUAUAUUCAGGGUUCAGUGUCAGCUCUAUCAGUUUAAACGAAGAGAUAUAUGAUGAAUUACCAAAGGGCCAGAAAAGUAUUUUAAGAGCAAAAACGGUUCAUGACAGGGAGAGAAGAUACAAAAGAAAACGAAGGCAUGGAGUUUCAUUUAUGGAGGAACAGCACAUACAUAUGGAGACAUUUAGUGAAACUGGAACAGUCUAAAUUGUGAUGACACAAAUAAAUAUUUUCUACUUUUUUCUAUAAAAUCUUCAAUGCGGGAUUUACUGAUAAACAAUCAUCAAUAGGUUCAGAAAAAAGGGGCCAAUUUGAUGAAAUAAUUUAAAGGGUUUUCUUAAAUACUAUUCUCCCCAUUCUUUUUAUUCCAAUGUACAAUUUUGCGGAUCUCAAGUUGUUUUUGUAAAUUUAUUGUCUGUAUAUAGCUUAUUUAUCUUUUAGGUUUUGUAGAUUAGUUUUUUUAUCUAUUAGUUAAAAUUAUAUAAUAGUUUUUGUUUUGAAUAAAACAUAAUUCAAAGCAUAA